Frankliniella occidentalis (western flower thrips) is the source of this 931-nucleotide messenger RNA. RefSeq names its product ERI1 exoribonuclease 3-like. The record is from RefSeq and is a predicted model, not a curated record. The transcript has 5 exons. Gene Ontology annotation, molecular function: nucleic acid binding; 3'-5'-RNA exonuclease activity. The coding region runs from base 99 to 866 and encodes 255 amino acids. Lineage: Eukaryota; Metazoa; Arthropoda; Insecta; Thysanoptera; Thripidae. Gene Ontology annotation, biological process: exonucleolytic trimming to generate mature 3'-end of 5.8S rRNA from tricistronic rRNA transcript (SSU-rRNA, 5.8S rRNA, LSU-rRNA).
AGUUAGUAUGAGAAUUUCAAGUUGCCCCGUUGCGGUUGGUAGCUUCUGCUAUUUGUUAUUGUUAUUCAUGUCUGUGAUCGGCGAAAGAAAAUAGUAGCAUGUCUUUUGAACGCAAUACUAGGUCCUUAUGCUUAAAAGUCAUUCGUCCAUUACUUUUUGAGCUCCGAAAUUCUUACAAACGCACUGUCUUGCCUGUUAACACCUAUCAUCGUUUCAGGAAGAAAAAUCAUCAAACUUCUCAACCUCAAAGGUUCAAAUACUUCUUAGUACUAGACUUUGAAGCAACAUGUGACAACAAUUUCUUUCCAGAAAUGGAGGUUAUUGAGUUUCCAUGUCUGAAGAUUGAUUCUUCGACAUUUGAAACGCUUGGCAAAUUCCACAUAUAUGUUCGGCCAGUCAAACACCCUCUUUUGACGCCAUUUUGUGUUAAUCUGACUGGCAUUAGUCAAGAAAUGGUAGAUGGCCAAUUACCAUUCUCAGAGGCUCUGACGGAAUUUUUAAAGUGGAUUGCAAAUAGUGACACACUAUUACAUGGGCCUCAAGCUAAUUCUGCUCUUGUUACUUGUGGAGAUUGGGACUUGUUAAAAAUGCUACCAAAUCAAUGUGCCUUGUCGGGAAUUCCUAUUCCAUCUGAGAUGAAAUCUUGGAUUAACAUUAAGAAGUCAUUCCUCCAUUCAACUGGCCUUUAUCCUCAUGGUAUAAAAGAUAUGCUUGCACAGCUAAAUUUAGAACACGAGGGAAGGCUUCAUAGUGGAAUAGAUGACUGCAGGAACAUUGUGAAGAUAAUGCACGGUUUAGCAGCAAGGGGACAUAUAUUUCAAAUAACUCGUAGUUUUUCUAAUCGUCCCCCCGUUCCCCGUACGUAACACGUCCAUUUUUUUUUUUUGUACAUUUUCAUAUAAAAUAAAUUAUCAAAUUGAUUGAAAUGCGU